CAAAGUUCCCCACAUCAGUGAUUUUUUACUUGACAAUAAUUAGAAAUAAUUUUUUUUCGUUUUUUUUUAUACCUUUUCAUAUUUAUUAAAAAUGUCGGGAGAUGUGCCACCCACUCAGAUGCCUCUUGAAUCCAAAUGGAAACAUGUUCCAACGACAGUUUAUGAACAAAACUAUGGAUUUGGCAUAAAUUAUUAUCAACCAAUGAUCGAUUAUAUCGAUCAAAAGGAGAAGAAAAUUGUGAAGAAUCCUCAGUUACCGGAAUUACCCUGGUCAGAUGGACGAUUUCUUUGGGAAAAGAAAAGAAUUCUACCAUACAGUAGUGAGGAACUAAGGAGGUAUGCCUUUGGAGCUGAAGAACAAGCGAAGGAACAUUUAUCGCACUUUAAGAUAGCAAAACGCUCGGACUUUAGCCUGAAGAAGGCAGUGGAAGCUACACACGUAUCAAGAGACAUUGACUCAGGAGUAGAAGCAGCUGUUAAAAUACGAGAACAGACCAUUCCCCUGGACGCAACAAUGGCUGAUCUCAGUGUUCAAGCAGUUAGAAAUUUCCAAAGGAUAAAACAUGUGCAGGAGGCACUGGAUCAUGCAAAAAGCCUCAAAGGCAAGUCUGCUAAAGCCAUUGAAUAUGAAUUGAAGGCGGAGAGUAUGAAGAAUCUUUCCAAUACAACCGAAAUUUCGGAUAUCAGAAAAUACCAAAGACAGACCAUGCAGGCACUGUGGGAUGAACGGGACCAUAUAAGAAUGAUGGAGGACAGAUCUAGACUGCUCCAGGAAGAAGAUGCCAAACUUACUCAACCUCUUGACGAGCUUCAGCAUGAUCUUAAGGCACUUGAGAUCAAGUCGAGCACCUAUUUCAUUGAUAAGAGGUAG
Molecule: messenger RNA, 871 nt
Organism: Diachasma alloeum
Lineage: Eukaryota; Metazoa; Arthropoda; Insecta; Hymenoptera; Braconidae
Product: paramyosin, short form-like
Exons: 2
Coding region: 92-871 (259 amino acids)
Source: RefSeq, a predicted model, not a curated record